AUGACGUUCAAAAUAGUGAUAAGAAGCUUCCAAAACCUAAGUUACGUCGGUAGUUACAAGAAACUGAGAGAUAGACCUAUUAAAUUGUACUGUGCAGCAUUAAUAGGGGCAGGAUGUGCUGCAUACAGCCAAUACAAGCGAAACACAGCCGAUAUGAAAGAAAUUAUCCAGCUAAAGAAUUACAUGGCAGAACCAAUCACACCCGUAGCUCAGCUGGAACGCACCCAGGAUGACAUGAAGACACAGAUGGAACUGCUCAUUAUGAGAAUACAAGCCGAGUUUUGUAGAGCACUUGAGGCCGAGGAGGACAAGGCAUGGCAAGAUGAAAAAACUGUGGACGAUUAUGACUAUGAUGAGGACAUGUAUUUGAUAUUUCCGGACGCAAAGUUCAAAGUGGACCGUUGGAUCCGCAAGGAAGGCGGCGGCGGUAUCACAUGCGUGCUGCAAGACGGGCGAGUGUUCGAGAAGGCCGGCGUCAACAUAUCCGUGGUGUCCGGGACUUUACCGCCCGCUGCCGUUCAGCAAAUGCGUACCAGAUUCAAACAAUGGUGCGACGACUACUUCCACAUCCCCCACCGCGGGGAGAGGCGCGGAGUGGGCGGCAUAUUCUUCGACGACUUGGACCAACCCAGCCAAUGGGCUGCCUUCAACUUUGUCACCUCCUGCGCCGAGGCCGUUAUACCAAGCUACCUGCCAAUUGUGAAAAGGCGUAAGGACGACGCCUAUGGCUACUACGAACGGCAAUGGCAACUCCUAAGACGUGGAAGAUAUGUGGAAUUCAACCUGAUCUACGACCGCGGCACUAAAUUCGGACUGCACACGCCGGCCGCCCGCUACGAGUCUAUACUCAUGUCGCUGCCGCUCAACGCUAAAUGGGAGUACAUGCAUGAACCGAAACCUAAUUCUCCUGAAGAAGAAUUAAUGAAAGUAUUAAGAGAACCCAGGGACUGGCUUAAUAUCGGAAAAACCAAAAAAACAACAGCAUAA
Chilo suppressalis (striped riceborer) is the source of this 987-nucleotide messenger RNA. The record is from the annotation of a GenBank genome assembly. Lineage: Eukaryota; Metazoa; Arthropoda; Insecta; Lepidoptera; Crambidae.